GGGAAGAUCCUAUGGAACCACAGAACAUCACCCGGGUGUCAGAGUUUACCCUCUUAGGGUUCUCACAGACCCAGGAGCUCCAAAAAUUCCUGUUCCUGGUGUUCUUAUUUGUCUAUGUCACCACGGUUGUGGGAAACCUCCUUAUCAUGGUCACAGUGACUUUUGACUCCCAUCUCCACAUGCCCAUGUAUUUUCUGCUUCGAAACCUGGCUGUCAUAGACCUCUGCUAUUCCACAGUCACCUCCCCAAAGACGCUGGUGGACUUCUUUCAUGAGACCAAGACCAUCUCCUAUGAGGGAUGCAUGGCCCAGAUAUUCUUCUUCCACCUCUUGGGAGGUGGGACUGUCUUCUUCCUCUCAGUGAUGGCCUAUGACCGCUUUGUUGCCAUUUCCCGGCCCCUCCACUAUGUCACCAUCAUGAACACUCAGCUCUGUGUGGGGCUGGUGGUGGCCACCUGGGUGGGGGGUUUCGUCCACUCCAUUGUCCAGCUGGCUCUGAUGCUCCCGCUGCCUUUCUGUGGCCCCAACAUCCUGGAUAACUUCUACUGUGAUGUCCCCCAAGUAUUGAGACUGGCCUGCACUGACACCUCCCUCCUGGAGUUGCUCAUGAUCUCCAACAGUGGGAUGCUGGUUUUCAUCUGGUUCCUCCUCCUCCUGAUCUCCUACACUGUCAUUCUGGCGAUGCUGAGGUCUCACUCAGGGCAGGCGAGGAGGAAGGCAGCGUCCACCUGCGCCACCCACAUCAUCGUGGUCUCUAUGAUCUUCAUUCCCUGUAUCUACAUCUAUAGCCGGCCCUUCACCCCAUUCCCCAUGGACAAGGCUGUGUCCAUCAGCUACACUGUCAUAACCCCCAUGCUCAACCCUAUGAUCUACACCUUGAGGAACCAGGAGAUGCAGGCAGCCAUGAAGAGAUUAGGCAAACACCUAGUGAUUUGCAGCAAGAAGUGAACU
This is a messenger RNA of Lemur catta (Ring-tailed lemur), 950 nucleotides long. RefSeq names its product olfactory receptor 4D1. The record is from RefSeq and is a predicted model, not a curated record. Gene Ontology annotation, molecular function: olfactory receptor activity; G protein-coupled receptor activity. Bases 12 to 947 code for a protein of 311 amino acids. Lineage: Eukaryota; Metazoa; Chordata; Mammalia; Primates; Lemuridae. The transcript has a single exon. Gene Ontology annotation, biological process: G protein-coupled receptor signaling pathway. Gene Ontology annotation, cellular component: membrane.